This is a messenger RNA of Didymodactylos carnosus, 516 nucleotides long. The record is from the annotation of a GenBank genome assembly. Lineage: Eukaryota; Metazoa; Rotifera; Eurotatoria; Philodinida; Philodinidae.
AUGGCCCGCUCUAAGAAAAAAGACGCCUCCAAGAAAGGUGGGGGCGAGGUCGCGGGUGAAGGUGCCGGGAAUGCCAGUGAAUAUCAGAUCACCAAUGAACAAUUAAAACAGCUGAUGGAACUACGCGGCAAGGACUUGACCGAGAAAUUGAAUGCUGACUACGGCGGCAUAAAAGGACUUCUCGAAAAAAUCAAAGUCGACGGUCAAAAAGGCUUGGAGUCAGAUAAUAAACAAGAUCUCGAGAAUCGUCAAAAAGUAUUCGGAAAAAACGAGAUACCGCCGAAACCGAUGAAAAGCUUUCUUUAUCUGUGUUGGGAAGCGUUGCACGACAUGAUGUUAAUUAUUCUACUCGUUUGUGCCGUUGUUUCCAUCGGACUAUCUUUCUAUCAUCCACCGCACGAUACAGCUUCGACGACAACAGUAUCGGCAGACACCACAAGCUCACCUAGCAGUGAUGAAAAUGAAGGUAAUAAAGCAGGAUUAUUCUAUUCGCAUUCGCUUUUUGAAAGGUGCUAA